This is a messenger RNA of Amorphotheca resinae ATCC 22711, 2441 nucleotides long. RefSeq lists its product as hypothetical. The transcript has 2 exons. The record is from RefSeq and is a predicted model, not a curated record. Gene Ontology annotation, biological process: cell division. Gene Ontology annotation, molecular function: protein binding. NCBI's taxonomy places the organism in Eukaryota, Fungi, Ascomycota, Leotiomycetes, Helotiales, Amorphothecaceae. Bases 133 to 2001 code for a protein of 622 amino acids.
GACUCGGACAACAUCUGCGAAGUCAACUCGGUCUGCGAAAGAUUGACCGUCCUGCAACUACUGGAGUCAACUCGUCGGCAUAUUGCGAUCAAUACGGGCUGAUUACUUUCUACGAAUGACGCAAAACGAAUCAUGGAAAAGUUCUUGAGGGACUGGCGGCAGGAUGCCCUGAAUAAGCACCAGUAUGAGUCGGCCAUUUUCAUUGGAGACAAGCUGUUAGCCUUAACCCAAAAUGACAAAGAUGCAUUCUGGCUUGCCCAAGUUCACUUCUCAACCGGGAACUAUACUCGAGCGCAGAGCUUCCUCUCGAAACAAGACCUCAUUGCCCGAAACCCGUCAUGUCGGUAUCUCGCUGGGCACUGCUUGAUAAAGCAAGGGAGGUUUGAAGAAGCACUCGCUGUCCUCGGCGAGAAGAAUCCCACACAUCUCAUCACAAGCGCGAAUAACAGCCGACGGAAACUACAACACACAAGCGGAAGCCGAACAGGGUCGACGCAUCAUAGCAAAGCAGCAGUUAGAGCGGUUAGGCAUGAUAGACAGGAUGAAGCGGCUCAAGAGGAUGCAGCGAAUAUUCGAUUCGAGGCUGCAAUGUGUUUUCUGCGCGGACUCUGCUAUGCCAAACAAAACGCAUUCGAUCGAGCAAAGGAAUGCUACAAAGACGCCGUCCGAAUAGAUGUGCAAUGUUUCGAAGCAUUUGAGCAACUCAUGAAGAACUGUUUGAUGUCGCCAGACGAGGAAUGGCAAUUCCUGGAAUCCUUGGAUUUUGACUCAAUAUCCAUCACAGAGGACCCUUCGUCCUCGCAAGAGGCAGCUGAAUUCACGAAGAUGCUUUAUACUACACGGUUAUCAAAGUACAAGAAUCCGACAACAUUCACCGCUGCCACUGAGACUCUCUCGACACAUUACAACCUAGCUACGAACCCCGACCUUCUCCUCUCAAAAGCGGACCUUCUUUUUACACAGUGCAGGUUUAAAGAUGCUCUAGCUAUUACCAACUCGAUCCUCCAAGACGACAAAUACAACUUCAGCAUAUAUCCUCUUCAUCUAGCAUGCUUGUACGAACUGCAGCUUAAAAACGCCCUAUUCCUGGUAUCACAUGAUCUCGCAGACAACCACCCCGAAGAACCGUGUACGUGGCUUGCAGUCGCUAUAUAUUAUCUGGCAAUCAACAAAGUCGCAGAAGCUCGUCGAUAUUUUAGCAAGGCAAGUUUGAUGGAUCCUCAUUUUGGCCCAGCCUGGAUUGGGUUCGCGCAUACCUUCGCAGCGGAAGGCGAACACGACCAAGCGAUCUCUGCAUAUUCCACUGCGGCACGACUCUUCAUGGGAACACAUCUCCCUCAGCUCUUCCUGGGUAUGCAAAAUCACAUGUUAAACAACAUGACGCUCGCCGAUGAGUUCCUGAAGACUGCGUAUGGACUUUGUAAAACUGACCCCCUACUCUUAAAUGAGAUGGGAGUUGUAUUCUACCAUCAGGAACGACUUGCUGAAUCGGUAGCCAUGUUUACUAAAGCCCUAGUGAUUGCCGACGAGAUUGACAGUGACUCACAAGCGUGGAUUCCGACACGGUCGAACCUCGGGCAUGCAUAUAGGAGAUUGCAGCAAUGGGAUUUGGCCCUGGCAGAGUUUGAUGAGGUACUCAGGCAGGGUGGAAAGGACCCUUCGGUCUUCUGCGCCAAGGGCUUGGUUUUGAUGGAGCAGAGACGGCCAUAUGAUGCUGUUCAAGUGUUCCAUGAGGCAUUAGCAAUAUCGCCACAGGAUGCUAUUGCCACCGAGUUAUUGAACAAAGCACUUGAGGAGACGGCUAGUAGUAGUCCCAAUGGGGGAGAGGAAUUCGAAGAAGAUGAGGAGUUUGAGAAGGAAUUGGCACUGAGGAAGGCGGAAGCUGCACACUCUCUUGCCGAUAAAAGGUUGGCCAAGGGGAAGGGGAAGUUCAGAUCAAGAUUGAGUAGUGGUUUCGGUGCAGAUGGGGGUAGUCUGAUGGACUUGAGUGAUGAUGACUGAUCACACAUUUGGGAAUUGCAUUGGUGGCGUAGAAGCAGGAUUUGGAGUUCAGGGGGUAAAGGGACCACAAAGCCAAGGACGGCAGUGGAAUGUUGAACGAGGAUGAAUUACGGCAGUCUGUGCCUCAGACAUCAUUCUGCCGGUAUACGAAAAUCACACAAGGGCUUCAAUCCAACACCUCAACCUCGAACUCCUGCCCGGAGACCUCGUACCUUGUUCCUCCCACUUUACCCCCUUAAUACCAUAUCUCCUACUAACCCUCCUGCGCCCGUCCAUGAGAGUCGAUUUCCAGUAGCUGCCAAGACCAAAGCCAUGCCUCUGAUGACUUUUACGGACACAAUGACAGGCCCGGGUCCGAUAUUCACGACCAGGAAGCUGUCAGCCUAAGCCCACUGGAUUCUGGUUUAUUGUGAAUAUUCGGCCAUUCGCCUUGUUAGCAC